CUGAUUGGUCCAAAACUAAAAAAUUCUAAGUGAUCUACCAUUUAGUCAUAUUCUUGACACUUACAGGUCGGUCAUGAAUAAUGAAUCCGUUGAUGUUUAAGUUCACACUAUUCUUGUCGACUCUGUUUUGCAUCUCUUUCCACACCUUUCAUCUAAUCUCCUUAUCUCGUCCAACUAUGCUGAAUCUUGAUUCUUUUUCUCCGUUCCAUUUUCACAAUACUAUAAGAUUUUAAAAAGAUCAGUAAGAAUUGUACAAGAACAGAACCAGUGGCAGUAUGAAGACAGAGACUCAAAACCUCCUUUGUGUAAUUAUACUAGUGAUCUUCUCUCUGUUCAUCGCUGGCGUAACAUCAUCAAGAAACCCUCCAGAUACCUGUACCAGAGUCUGCGGAGGACUAUCAAUUCCAUUCCCAUUCGGUAUAGGCGGGGAAGAUUGCUAUCUAAACCCGUGGUACGAGGUUGUCUGUAACAGCAACUCUGUUGCGUUUCUCUCAAGGAUCAACAGAGAAUUGGUGAAAAUCUAUCUUCCAGAUUAUGAGGAGUAUGAAUACUAUGGAGUUGUUCACAUCAAAGGUCCCGUAACUUCCUAUGGUUGUGCUAUAAGAACAUCUCAACCGCUUACACAGCUGCCUUUAAACGUUUCUGGCCAAGGCAGUCCCUAUUUCUUCUCGGACAAGAACCAACUCGUUGCGGUUGGUUGCAAUGCGAAGGCGGUUAUGACGGAUAUCAAAUCGCAGACCAUCGGUUGCAAGUCAAACUGUAAUGAAAGAAAUAGUAGCCAAAAAGUAAGAAACAAGAUUUGCAAUGGAGAUGGAUGCUGUCAGACAAGGAUACCAGAAGGGACGCUACAAGUUCUGGGAGUUAGUUUGGAGAUCCCUGAAGGAAGCAACGCAACAGAAGGAGGAUGCAAAGUUGCUUUUCUGACAAGCGAGAAGCAUCCCGGUUUAAAUGUUACAGAGCAAGAACAGUUUCAUAGUGAUGGGUACGCAGUGGUAGAGCUAGGAUGGUUCUUUGAUACUUCGGAUUCUCGUGUUCCAAGCCCAGUAGGCUGUAAAAACGUGUCAGAUGGAAAUGGUGACUACACGAGCGAGACGAGUUGCCUUUGUUCGUACGGCUACUUCUCUGGUUUCAGCUAUAGUAAUUGCUAUUGUAACAUUAUGGGUUACACAGGGAACCCAUUCCUUCCAGGUGGUUGUGUAGUCAUUGAUAGAUGCAAACGAGAAGAAACACGCAAAAAGUGUGGCAACCGAAUUUGUAAAAAUAUAGUUGGUGGGUUCAUAUGCGAGACCCAGAAACCAGAGAAGCUCAAGCCAGUGAUUCAAGGUGUUCUUAUAGGUUCGGCACUAUUGGUUUUCGCCUUUGGAGUUUUUGGGUUGUACAAGUUUGUUAAGAAGCGGAAGAGGAUUAUCCGAAAGAGAAAGUUCUUCAGACGUAAUGGAGGUAUGCUGCUGAAACAGCAGUUAGCUAGAAAAGAAGGUAAUGUAGAGAUGUCGAGGAUAUUUAGCUCGAAUGAGUUGGAGAAAGCUACUGACAACUUCAACAAGAAUCGUAUUCUUGGGCAAGGAGGUCAGGGGACUGUGUACAAGGGAAUGCUCGUCGACGGUAAGAUCGUGGCAGUGAAGAGAUCCAAAGCCAUGGACGAAGACAAGGUAGAGGAGUUCAUCAAUGAAGUCGUUGUUCUCUCACAAAUCAACCACAGAAACAUCGUCAAACUCUUGGGAUGUUGUCUUGAGACAGAAGUUCCGGUCUUGGUUUAUGAGUUUCUUCCAAAUGGAGACUUGUGCAAGCGUCUUCAUCAUCAUGAUGAGUCUGAUGAUUUCAAGAUGACUUGGGAAGUACGUCUUGAUAUAGCUGUAGAUAUUGCAGGAGCUUUGUCAUAUUUGCACUCUGCUGCGUCUUUCCCUAUAUACCAUAGAGAUAUCAAGACCACUAAUAUACUAUUAGAUGAGAAAUACAGAGUCAAGGUGUCUGAUUUUGGAACAUCAAGAUCGGUAACUAUUGAUCAAACUCACUUGACGACUCAGGUUGCAGGUACUUUUGGAUAUGUGGAUCCAGAGUACUUUCAAUCGAGCAAGUUUACGGAGAAGAGUGAUGUUUAUAGUUUUGGAAUCGUCCUUGUGGAGCUUUUGACCGGAGAAAAGCCGUCCUCCCGUGUCUGGUCCGAAGACAACAGAGGUUUUGCAGCUCAUUUUGUUAAUGCCGUGAAAGAGAACACAUUUCUGAACAGAGUUGAUGUUCGGAUCAAAGAUGAAAGCAAUCUGGACCAAGUGAUGGCAGUGGCGAAACUAGCUAGGAGAUGUUUAAACCGAAAAGGGAAGAAGAGGCCAAACAUGAGAGAGGCUUGGAUUGAGCUUGAGAGGAUUGGUUCAGCAACUCAUGAUUCAAAGGUUCAUAUUGAGGAAGACGAUGAUGAAGAGGAUGAAACCAUGCAACUUAACGUUGAUGAGACUUGGGACUUUGAGGUGACUGCUCCAGCCUCCAUGUUUAGUAGUGCUUCACCAACGUCUGAUGCUGAGCCUCUGGUUCCUCUACGAACGUGGUGAUUUGAUCGACUUAAACACCACUAGAAAUGUACAAAACCCUCAUGAUGGAAAAGUAAAUGUUUGAUUUAGAUUACAAAUCUCUUGCUUUCACCAUGUAAUAAAUACACAUAUUUUCAUAAAUCUUCUUGUGUUGUGAAAGAAA
Raphanus sativus (radish) is the source of this 2685-nucleotide messenger RNA. RefSeq names its product wall-associated receptor kinase-like 4. Gene Ontology annotation, biological process: cell surface receptor signaling pathway; protein phosphorylation. NCBI's taxonomy places the organism in Eukaryota, Viridiplantae, Streptophyta, Magnoliopsida, Brassicales, Brassicaceae. The transcript has 3 exons. Gene Ontology annotation, cellular component: plasma membrane. The record is from RefSeq and is a predicted model, not a curated record. Gene Ontology annotation, molecular function: protein serine/threonine kinase activity; ATP binding; polysaccharide binding. Bases 276 to 2543 code for a protein of 755 amino acids.